Messenger RNA from Chara braunii, 2175 nucleotides. The record is from the annotation of a GenBank genome assembly. NCBI's taxonomy places the organism in Eukaryota, Viridiplantae, Streptophyta, Charophyceae, Charales, Characeae.
CGAGGGGUAUGAGUGUCGAAGAUGGUUGGGGUUGACUCUGUGUAGUGCAUGGACUUUUGCUCGAUCUUUGAUGUGAUUGCAGGAAACUUGAAGAGAAAGGUCUGUCAAGAUGCCGGAGAGCGGUGGUAUAUCGGAUGACACCGGGAAGGUCCUGACGCUCAAGGACCUUAUUGCGGCCAUUGACCGGCAUGAGAGGACUCCCAACAAUGUCCCUAAGGUUGACACCUUUCACUUCGAUGGAGAAAGAAUCUCAGACUGGCUGGAUCGGGUAGAACAAGCAAUGGUGGGGCUAUCAGAUGCAGUGAAGUUCCAGCGGAUCAUGAGAUAUGUGCUUUAUGGGCACCAUCUGGAGGUGCAGAGGGUGGUCAACGACGCCCACGGCGAUUGGGCCAGGUUCAGCGAGGGAAUGCAAAGGAAGAAUACGUGGCCGAAGACCAUAAGGAACCGGCCCAAUCCAGGGUCUUUCACGAUCAAAGAGUCGGAGGGUGAGCGUCGGAGGCUCCGGGCGGAGCCAGAAGAGGAAGAGAGGGUUGAAGCAUUCUCCCUCAGCUUGUCGGACGUGGGAAAGGCCAUGGAUUUGGUAGCCGCACAUGAGAUGGCAGAUCCGGAUGCCAUCCAGGCAUUGAGGAGCAGGGAUGGUCAAGAGGGAGAAGCAGUGGAGAAUACGCCCCCAGUUGACGGAUUUUUGGAUCAGGAGGAAGAUGUCCGUCUCCAUAUUAACAAGUGGUCGCCGCGAGUGCCUAGUUGUGUGGACCAUCCUAUCUGGAAAGCGCCGAGUGGAUAUGAACGGAACGCGGAGCUAGUCCUUAAGUCGUUCGAGGAAGAGGAUCCUUUGGGCGGUAAAGAUGUUCAGUGGAUGAUGAAGUUGGCGUUGGCUGGAUCGCAUAACUUAGUAGAAGAUAUGAGGGCAACAGAGGAAGGGUCAGGCCAGGUAGAUAGGCAUGAGGAACUGAUGUGGGGAAUGUAUCUCCUCGUCAACAUACUACUGCAGGAAAGCCUCGAUCAAGCAGGUUCGUUGAAUCCGACGGGGAAUAAGGACGAGGUGCCCGAGAGUCAGGACGACGAGUUUGAAGAGGAUGAGAUCAAACAGGCCUUUUGUAAAGAGGAGUAUGAAGGGAUCUACCUGGAAUUAGGACUCCUGUCUGAUUUUACGAAGACAGCCAUGCGAAGAGGAGGGAAGGGGACACGGCCGCCACAAAGGCCGUUGGGGGCAUCAGGAGGAUAUGAGCGGCAUAGGCCUCACCAUCGAGAAAGUACUCCGGUAUACGAUGAUGGGGACAUCGAGUUAUUCCUGGACAGUUUCUGGGAGCAUGCGAGGCGUAUGGGCUGGACCGUGGCCCAGGCGAUUGAGAGAUUGAGGGGAGCCAACACGUUCGAGGAGCCCAUUGCCCGGAUCCGUAGGGAGGUGACGACGAGGCCAGAGGUGGAGAUGAGGAUGCAGGAGCUACGACCUUCGCUUGUGGGACCUGAUGGCAGACCGAUUCGCCUAGAGAUCGAAAAUUCGGCAGAUUUUAUCCCCGCCUUCGAGUGGUUUAUACACUUAGCAGCUCAUGCCCUGGAGCACCCAGACCGGGAGGAGCCAGCACCUGCAGAGCCUCGCCAGGAGUCGUGCCAGCCUGAGAAGGAGGUGGAGGCAGAAAUCCCAAAGAGGGUCGACCAUCGCACGAGGGAGAGGGCACCAGCCGGCGAGACGGCAGAGGAGAAGAGGGCGAGACGAAGCAGGAGAAUAGAAGAGAUAUGGCAGGAAAGGCAGAGAUUGGAAGCAGCGGGGGCACUUCCGGAGCAGCAACUGGAAAGGCAGAAGUUAGAGGCAGCAGGGACACUUCCGGAUCAGCCACCCAACGCGCCACCUAAGGCUCCCGAAAUCCCAGAGAUGUGGAGGGACUUUUGGGAGCAAAGAGGAGAGGAGCUUCCUUCGCCAACCAGAGUCGGGUUUGGGGUAGCAAGGAAUGCGGAAGAAAGGUUGGAUCACAAAAUCAAGUUUCUGGCCAAGACAACUUUUGACCGGCACUUGUUAUUGGAGAGCGAUCUGGCGGGGAAGAAGACAAAGGAAGAAGGCCAAGGAAGAAGGCCAUGGAGUACGCCUGAAGGCUAUGGAGGUGGAAAUCCAGGAGCUUAGGGCAUUGGUGGCCAGCCAGACAGCUAUCAUCGAGAACCUGAGGCAGCAAUUUCAGG